This is a messenger RNA of Sparassis crispa, 1227 nucleotides long. Its product is annotated as Transcription initiation factor IIB. The coding region runs from base 1 to 1227 and encodes 408 amino acids. The record is from RefSeq and is a predicted model, not a curated record. The transcript has 3 exons. Gene Ontology annotation, molecular function: RNA polymerase II general transcription initiation factor activity; TBP-class protein binding. NCBI's taxonomy places the organism in Eukaryota, Fungi, Basidiomycota, Agaricomycetes, Polyporales, Sparassidaceae. Gene Ontology annotation, biological process: transcription preinitiation complex assembly; transcription initiation at RNA polymerase II promoter. Gene Ontology annotation, cellular component: transcription preinitiation complex; nucleus.
AUGCAGUGGCUCUUUGGCUCUCACGUCUCUUCAGCCUCUACGCCCAUCGUCGCCGCGUCGUCGUCGUGUCCUUUGUGCUGCAGGGUGUCCGUGUUCGUCCAUUGUCUGAGCGGUUUACUCUCAUCUCGACAAGCAGACUCCGUCGCCGAACAGCCCACACCUGCCAUGGCUUAUUCUCAGCCCUUUCCUCUCGCUCAACAACUACAAAAGCCUCAGCAGCUUACCUUUGGCCCCGAUCUUGCGGUUCGCUUAAUUUGCCCCGAGUGCAAAGAUCCCAACCCCAACAUCGUCGAAGAGUUCAGCAGCGGCGAUCUGGUAUGUGGCACGUGUGGGCUGGUUCUGGGCGACCGGGUUGUCGAUACGAGGAGUGAAUGGCGGACGUUCGCCAAUGACGAAGGCGAUGACCCGUCGCGUGUUGGUGCCGCGUCCGACCCUCUCAUGGACGGUAUCGAGCAGCUCGAUACCGCCAUUUCCUUCCGUGAUGGCGGUUCCGGCAUCGCGCGCGAGCUUCAGCGCGCAGCGUCUCGCUCUACCGCAUCGCGUGCAGAGCGUAACCUCCUCACAGCUUUCCGCGAAAUUGCGACGUGGUGCGACCAAUUCUCCCUCCCAAAGACGAUCUCCGACAUCGCGAAGCAGCUCUACAAGCGCGCGGACGAGGAAAAACUCCUCCGCGGAAAGCCGCUCGACGCGGUCAUUGCAGCAUGUAUUUUCAUCGCGUGCCGGCAGGCACACGUCCCGCGCACGUUCCGCGAAAUUUGCAACCUCACGCGCGUCAGUAAAAAGCUGCUUGGACAAUGCUACAAGGCCCUCGAGCAGGCAUUCAACCUAACCCCCGGCGCGUCGUCGACGGUCAGCCGGCGCUUCGGCAGGGUCGUCGGGGUUAGUGGUCCGGAGGACCUGCUCGUGCGGUACUGCAACCACCUCGACCUGCCACCCAUCGUACAGCCCAUCUGCUCUGACAUCAUCAAGGAGGCACGCGAGCUGGGCAUUGCAGAUGGCCGCUCACCCGUAUCUAUCGCUGGUGGUGCGAUAUACUUCACCUGCCAUCUCCUUGGCAAGGUGAAGAGCAUACGUGACAUCAGUUCGGUGGCGGGUGUCAGCGAGGGCACCAUUAAAUUGGUGUACAGGCUGUACUACGCGGAGAGGGAGAAGCUGGUGAAGGAGGAGUGGCUCAAGGAUGGGAAGGCGAAUUUGGAUAGGCUUCCCAUGGACAACUCGAGCAAGUGA